Lathyrus sativus (Indian pea) is the source of this 1026-nucleotide messenger RNA. The record is from the annotation of a GenBank genome assembly. Lineage: Eukaryota; Viridiplantae; Streptophyta; Magnoliopsida; Fabales; Fabaceae.
AUGGCCUCCUUAAUGCUUAGUGGUGCUGAAAAUACAAAGCUGAUUAAUAGCAUAGUUCCCUCUGGAUUAGGUUCUGUGAGUCUUAACUUUCACAAAAAGUGCUUCUUUAAAAAAAAUGCAGUUUCAUAUGGUAACAAACACAGGUCAACAAACUUGACACUGCGAUGCAGCAGCGUUUCAUCGACAAGGCCUUCUUCUCAGCCUAGAUUCAUCCAACACAAGAAAGAAGCAUUUUGGUUUUACAGGUUUUUGUCUAUUGUGUAUGAUCAUAUAAUAAAUCCAGGUCAUUGGACUGAAGACAUGAGAGAUGAAGCACUUGAGCCUGCUGAUCUUAACGACCGGAGAAUGCGAGUUGUGGAUGUUGGGGGAGGAACUGGAUUCACUACUCUUGGUAUAGUGAAACAUGUUGAUGCUAAAAAUGUUACAAUUCUUGAUCAGUCUCCUCAUCAAUUGGCUAAGACUAAGCAGAAGGAAGCAUUGAAAGAAUGUAAGAUAGUUGAAGGUGAUGCAGAAGAGCUUCCGUUUCCAACUGAUUAUGCCGACCGAUAUGUUUCUGCUGGAAGUAUUGAAUACUGGCCGGAUCCGCAGCGUGGCAUUAAGGAAGCAUACAGAGUGCUAAAAAUUGGAGGCAAAGCAUGCAUUAUAGGUCCUGUAUACCCAACUUUUUGGUUGUCUCAGUUCUUUGCAGACAUGUGGAUGCUCUUCCCUAAGGAGGAAGAGUAUAUUGAAUGGUUUAAAAAGGCUGGUUUCAAAGAUAUCAAGCUUAAAAGGAUAGGUCCAAAAUGGUAUCGUGGUGUACGGCGGCACGGCCUAAUCAUGGGUUGUUCUGUUACUGGUGUCAAGCCUUUAUCAGGUGACUCUCCCCUUGAGCUUGGUCCUAAGGUAGAGGAUGUAGAGAAGCCUGUAAAUCCGUUGGUGUUUCUCUCAAGGCUCAUUAUUGGUGCAAUUGCAGCCACUUACUAUGUACUAGUUCCAAUUUACAUGUGGAUCAAGGACCGAAUUGUUCCAAAGGGCGAGCCUAUUUAA